CAAGCAUCAAUCGAUUUUUAGUGUAAAACUCGUACUCUUCAUCGACCUGGCGUCGCAUUUUACUUCUACACCAGCCUCUUCCUUUAAUCGUCUUCAGACUUACAAUCGCAACACAAUGGUCCGCGUCACUCUCCUCGCUACACUCGCUUUUGCGGCCACCGCAUUUGCCCAAAUAACACCCAACAAAGCCGGCUCUAGCAACGUCGGCAAGGGCGACGGGUCGCAGUUCAUCACGGGGGGUUGCGUCGACGACUCGGACUGCUCAUCGGCCUGUUGCGCAGACGCGAGCGGCGUGGGCGUGUGCUCAGCCGAGGCGGCGCAGUUCCAGAACGGCAAGAACGGGUGUAACUUUGUCGACCCGAACCGGGAGGCGACCAUCGCGGCGGCGCAGGCUCAGGCCGAGAAGCAGGGUUUCUAA
Molecule: messenger RNA, 418 nt
Organism: Colletotrichum destructivum
Lineage: Eukaryota; Fungi; Ascomycota; Sordariomycetes; Glomerellales; Glomerellaceae
Exons: 2
Coding region: 116-418 (100 amino acids)
Source: RefSeq, a predicted model, not a curated record